Molecule: messenger RNA, 1005 nt
Organism: Gloeophyllum trabeum ATCC 11539
Lineage: Eukaryota; Fungi; Basidiomycota; Agaricomycetes; Gloeophyllales; Gloeophyllaceae
Exons: 11
Coding region: 1-1005 (334 amino acids)
Source: RefSeq, a predicted model, not a curated record
AUGGGCCGCCUGUGUCUGCACCAGGAGGAAGUUCUAUGGUUGUGGAUUGCCAGUAUAAUAUAUGGAGCGUAUGCGGCAGUAUUCGCUUCCUGCGUGUAUAUCCUGUUGUCCAGACUGCAGGCCAAGAAUUUGAUGAACGGCCGCCUGCUGCUUGUCACGGUCCUGCUAUUUGUAACCUCUACCGCGGCGAUCACUCUGAACUUCCUGGUGGAUCUCCUGAUCAUCGAUGUGCCGACCAGUGGUACGAAUGCGGAGGAGCUACAUCUUCCCAAUAUAAUCGUGUCUAUUGAGACACCUUUGGUCCUCCUCAAUAGUCUGAUCGGGGACGCCUUACUGAUAUGGCGCUGUUUCGUGAUGUGGGAUAGAAGAAUCAAGUUCGUGCUACUUCCUUGCUUGUCGUACUUUGUGUGCCUCGGGACAUUCUGCACGACGGCCUAUUGCAUAAUCGCAUUGACUGCCUCUAGGCAGACCGUACUAUCUGCAACCUGGAGGCGACACAACAUCUUGUCUGCCAACUUUGGCUAUUCUGGUUUAACCUUCUUCGGAGCCUCGUUGGUCACUGUUUUGGCCACGACUGUCCUUAUCUCUUGGCGAAUCCUGCGGACUAACAAAGCAUUGCGCGAGCAUCUCAACGUCCCCAGAGGUCGACAAAUUCGUAGAAUAGGAGUACUGUUCAUCGAGACCGGCCUGGCAUAUGCAAUAUGCAUCUUACUUAUCUUCGUGUUGACAUUUUUGAGGGAGGGCGUGAACCUUGGGAUAGUUCCCUGCUUGGCGGCGGCCUUGUUCCCCACGGCCCUUGUAGCUCUCGUGGCUUUGGGUAAAGUCGUACAUCCUACCACCAUGCACAUAGAAGACCUGGAUACCAGGCAAGGCAUGUCGCUACCCAUGCUAGCAUUUGCCCCUACCACGUCUGAAGACGACAGUGCGUUCUUGUCCCGAGGCAAUGCUCCUGCCUCGCUCGAUGGGCCGAAGGAGCAACUCGGGAUGAAGAGGCACUCAGUGUGA